This is a messenger RNA of Striga asiatica, 438 nucleotides long. The record is from the annotation of a GenBank genome assembly. Lineage: Eukaryota; Viridiplantae; Streptophyta; Magnoliopsida; Lamiales; Orobanchaceae.
AUGGGUUCAAUCAACACAAUUGACAUGGUCAUCCAAAUAGGGGCCGAGGUCGCCGGCCGGAGGCGGCGCCCUUCCAUGAAAUCUGCGCACAGGGAGAGGGAGUCAGGGAUGGACAGUUGCUCAAUUCGAUCGCGGAGAGCUCAAUAUUGCCAAACAAUGGUCGGGGCUUGGGAGAAGCCGCGGCCCGACGGAAAUCGAGGCUCGAUGUUGCCGGAGGUCAAGGCCCGUCGGAGGUCGCAGCCCAGACGUCGCGGUGUUUCUGCACUAUGCGAUGCCGUCGAAAGCUUGGGCUUGUCGGACGAUAGUCGAGCGUGCGAACGGUCGCCGGUCGGAGCUUUGAACGCCGGGAGAUUGUCGCCGGCUACGUGCGCUCGAAGCCGCUGGAAGAGGUUCACCGGAGCGGCGCCGACGAAGGGCUCAACAGGGUCGUGUGGCUGA